AUGGUAGUGCAAAGACGAGCCAGGCUUCUCGGGAAGAUAUUGAGAGUUGAUGUGGUUGAACCGGGAUUUGUGGGCGUCUCAGUGCUCCGGUACGGCAUUCCCGCAAGCAAUCCGUUUUUGGACAAGACACCAUGUAGACAGGAGGUGUUUGCAUACGGAUGUCGUAUUAUGUGGCGAUGUAGCCAAGACACAGUUGCUAACAGAAAUGAUGAGCGGCGAAUAUUCUGUGGCGACCCAGGGGCGCGAGCUUAUGAAGAGAUCGACGUCACCCGCAGCGGGAGGAACUACGGCUGGAACAUCAAGGAGGGGAACGAGUGCUUCGACAGCUCCAGGUGCAGCAAUGGAACAAUAGAGAACGAAGCGCUGCCGAUCUACGUGUUCAAUCACACGAGCCUCCAUCACGCCGUCGUCGGGGGAUAUGUGUACAGAGGCAAGACGCUUCCUGAUCUGUACGGGCGCUAUCUGUACGGAGACGCCAUGACAGGGUAACAGCCGUGGUGGUCUUGCUGAUGCUGUCGUAGCUGACGUGGUUCGGUUCUUGGAGUGUUGAAGACGACGACUGAAGACUUUAUGUAUUUGCUAGAUCAUAAUACGAACUUUUAUAAUUCUUAUAAACGAAGAUGUUUGGUAACGGGAACUGUACGUCAUGUGCAGACCUCCACACACCAGGGUUCUGCAUUCUUAUAUUGGAAUAUGUUUGGUCAGGAAUGUGUCACAAAGUGCAAGAUUCAAGUGUUGUUCUGGGGUAACCAUGAAGAACUGGUAUAUUCACUGAACGUAGGCACGGAUGUUUACAAGUGGUUGAUAUUGGCAUGUAUCAGGUAGUGUGGCUAAAGACGCGGGCAGACUUUGAGAUGCAUGACUCUGUGGAGACUUUUCUGAGUGUUGUAACACACUUCAUGAUACGUGGACGUAAAAGUGAGGUGAAGCACCGUGACAAAAGAAAUUAAGUUUUUAUUUAGAUAGUUCGAAGCCCUUGUAU
Haliotis rufescens (red abalone) is the source of this 982-nucleotide messenger RNA. RefSeq names its product HHIP-like protein 1. NCBI's taxonomy places the organism in Eukaryota, Metazoa, Mollusca, Gastropoda, Lepetellida, Haliotidae. The transcript has 5 exons. The coding region runs from base 1 to 489 and encodes 162 amino acids. The record is from RefSeq and is a predicted model, not a curated record.